Chanos chanos (milkfish) is the source of this 1716-nucleotide messenger RNA. It is a transcript of the gene etv5b, whose product is annotated as ETS variant transcription factor 5b. Gene Ontology annotation, cellular component: nucleus. The record is from RefSeq and is a predicted model, not a curated record. Gene Ontology annotation, biological process: cell differentiation; regulation of transcription by RNA polymerase II. The coding region runs from base 30 to 1610 and encodes 526 amino acids. Gene Ontology annotation, molecular function: DNA-binding transcription factor activity, RNA polymerase II-specific; sequence-specific DNA binding. Lineage: Eukaryota; Metazoa; Chordata; Actinopteri; Gonorynchiformes; Chanidae. The transcript is spliced from 12 exons.
AUCCCGGCGAAAGUCGGAUACCAGCAGUCAUGGACGGCUUUUACGACCAACAGGUCCCUUUUAUGGUGUCUCCCAAUACAUCGAGUGUGGAGGAAACUGCCUGCAGGCCACUCAGUGACAGGAAGAGGAAGUUUGUGGACACAGAAUUGGCCCAAGAUACAGAAGAACUUUUUCAAGACCUGAGUCAGCUACAAGAAAUAUGGAUCGCAGAGGCCCAGGUACCUGAUGACGAACAGUUUGUCCCAGAUUUCCAGUCGGAUAACUUGAUACUUCACAGCCCUCUGCAGACGAAAGUGAAGAGAGAACUAAGUCCGUCCAGAGAUCUUUCCCCCUGUGGUCAGGAACAGAGACUCUCUCCUCAUGGUGACAAGUGCCUUUACAAUUACAGUGCCUACGACAGGAAGCCCUUUAGCUUCAACAAGCCUCUGACCCCGCCCACCACCCCAGUCUCGCCCUGCGGCACGGCCCUCAACCCUCAGACACGCCCACUUCAGAAACAGGUCACGCCCCCCAUCUGCAGUCAGCGUCAAGGACCAGCGGCGUUACUUGGCCAAACCCACAACCGCAGCCCCGCUCACCAGACGACACACCCACUCCACAGCCAAAGUCCCCCUUUUGCAGUGCCCCGCCCACCUGUCAAUCACCCAAAUGCCUCCUACAGCUCUGAUCACAGAUUUCACAGACAGCUGUCAGAGCCCUGUCUCCCCUUCCCUUCUUCCGACGCCCCCUGUCGGACCCCUUUCCCCCACCAGGCCGCCAGUUCUCUGCCCAGGGACAGCCGACCCCCCUACCAUCGGCAGAUGUCCGAGCCCCUCGUCCCCUUACCCCCACAGGGCUUUAAGCAGGAGUUGGUGGACCCCCGCUACCCAGAUCAAGGCACCCCAAAUAUGGUGCCCCCUCAGACACCGUACCCUCAGCUGUCCAUCAAGCAAGAGCCCAGAGAUUUUGGCUUUGACACAGAAGUACAGAACUGUCAGUCAACGUUCAGGAAGUCGUCAAACUUCUACAGGAACAGCAGUGAUGGUUUUAUGUAUGACGGAGAGCCGCACUUGUAUUACGAUGACGCCUGUGUUGUCCCAGAGAGAAUCGAUGCUAAAGUAAAGCAGGAGGGCGUGCUUUUUCGGGAGGGGCCACCCUAUCAGAGGCGCGGCUCUCUGCAGCUCUGGCAGUUCCUGGUCACCCUCUUGGACGACCCGGCAAACGGACACUUCAUCACCUGGACCGGCCGAGGCCUGGAGUUCAAACUCAUCGAGCCUGAGGAGGUGGCUCGACGAUGGGGUAUCCAGAAGAACCGUCCCGCCAUGAAUUACGACAAACUGAGCCGCUCUCUGCGUUACUACUACGAGAAGGGCAUCAUGCAGAAGGUAAAGGUCGCCGGCGAACGGUACGUGUAUAAGUUCGUGUGCGAUCCGGACGCGCUUUUCUCCAUGGCGUUCCCGGACAACCAGAGGCCCUGCCUGAAAGCCGAUCCGGACGGGCUGCACGUCCCGGAGGACGACACCGUGCCCCUGUCGCACUAUGACGACGGUGGCAGCAGCGCCCCGUAUCCGGGAGACGGCAGAGACCAGUGCCUGGGCGUGCCGGCCUUCCCCGAAAACUACUCCUUCUAACUCCCACCCUCGCCCCCUCUGCGUGUGACGUCACACCCACCCCUAAACCUUGGGUCCCAGCUGUUAAAUGGGAUUUGAACUCCACACAGACGUAUACCCCUGUACA